Messenger RNA from Diachasmimorpha longicaudata, 1338 nucleotides. RefSeq lists its product as uncharacterized. The record is from RefSeq and is a predicted model, not a curated record. The transcript is spliced from 3 exons. The coding region runs from base 120 to 626 and encodes 168 amino acids. Lineage: Eukaryota; Metazoa; Arthropoda; Insecta; Hymenoptera; Braconidae.
GGGGAAUUUUCGAAUGCUCGUUGCUAGGCAACAGCUUUAUGUUUUAUUUUCUUCGUAAUUAACAAAUUCGUCACUGAAAUUUUCGUUCGCUUUGAUUGUGCGAGCGGAUUAAUUAAAGAAUGGACGCCACAGAAGACGAAGAUUUCGAUGACAACGAUUAUGAGGAUAAAAAAUCAGAGUAUGAUAAUAAACCGGGGAGUAACGGGAAGAAUUCCCCUGGAUUUCAAUCAAGUUCAAGUUCCGGUAACAACUCCAUGAAUCCUUCUCCAUCGGUAUCAAGUUCAUCUGUGUUAAAUUCGAGUGCAACUCUCAAUAGAACAAACUGGAAGACUACAAAUGCUUUUCUCAAUUAUGUGCAAGACUUUCGCCAGAAGCUACGCGAGAUGAAUAAAGUGGUUCAUCCGGCCAAUGUGGUUGGCCUAGCUGCUCAAGAAUGGAGACUCCUGCCCGACGAUCAAAAAAAAAUAUAUGUUGAGGGGGCAUUGGCUAUCAAAAUGAUUAAACCGAAAACUGUAUCAGAGAGGAAGCCGAGGCGCAACCGCGUCAAGAAAAGGUCUAGAGUGAAGAGAGGAAAAUUGGCUUCUUUGCUACGUGGGAAUUUCAAAAAGACGAACCGAAAGAAUUAAUCCGGAAAUGAUCUAAAAAUGGAGUUAAUCAGAGGAUUAAAAAAAAUCAUCAAAUAUCGAGUUGAAGAGAAAAAUGUCUUUCUUCCUCUCAUGACAAUAAAAAAAAGGAAAAUUGUACAUUACGUAAAAGUCUGUAACAAACUUCAAUUUGAUGAUGUAACAUUUUCCAAGGAACGAGGCAAAAUAAUAAAACAGAAUUAAACAGAAAAAAGACUAAUUGCUGUCGGAAAACACUAGAAAUAAACAGUAAAUGGAGGCGACUAGUUGUAUUAUGUGAUAAUUACCAUCUGAAGUACGACUGAAAGGCAUUCCGCAGUUCUCCAACUCGAUUACUGCCUUGGGUGCCUCCCUAGUCAUGUAGUGAAUGGCAUCCUGAUCUCCAAGCCAGUCUGAACCCUUGACCGUAUCGUACAUGUGCCACUGCCAAUUGUCCUCCUCCAUAUUCCCAAGUGCAGCAUUUAUCCCACCCUGGGCAGCAACAGUGUGCGACCUUGUUGGAAAGAGCUUGGUGAUAACAGCUGUUUUGAAGCCCUCAGCGACGAGCCCAUAGGCUGCACGCAACCCAGCACCACCAGCACCAACGACAACGGCAUCAUACGUAUGAUCGACCACUGGAUAUUCCUUUGAUAUUCCACUCGAAACACUCGCAAAUUUUCCAUCCUGAGUCCAGUGGAACUUGCGAUUCGUGGCUACCGAUAUGCCCAGCUUAUUC